This is a messenger RNA of Mesoplodon densirostris (Blainville's beaked whale), 855 nucleotides long. RefSeq names its product cysteine and glycine rich protein 2 (gene CSRP2). The record is from RefSeq and is a predicted model, not a curated record. The coding region runs from base 96 to 677 and encodes 193 amino acids. Gene Ontology annotation, cellular component: nucleus; cytoplasm; Z disc. NCBI's taxonomy places the organism in Eukaryota, Metazoa, Chordata, Mammalia, Artiodactyla, Ziphiidae. Gene Ontology annotation, molecular function: structural constituent of muscle; actinin binding. Gene Ontology annotation, biological process: muscle tissue development; sarcomere organization. The transcript has 6 exons.
CUCCCUGCGUCCUGGCUCCCGGACUCCCGCCGCGCUCUCUCCGACUGCUUCUCGCUAGUUCCGCCCGCGGUGCGUGAUCCUGCUUGCGACUCGAGAUGCCCGUCUGGGGAGGUGGCAACAAGUGCGGGGCCUGUGGGAGGACCGUGUACCACGCAGAGGAGGUGCAGUGCGACGGCCGGAGCUUCCACCGCUGCUGCUUCCUGUGCAUGGUUUGCAGGAAAAAUUUAGAUAGUACAACAGUGGCAAUUCACGAUGAUGAGAUCUACUGCAAAUCCUGCUACGGAAAGAAGUAUGGGCCGAAAGGCUACGGGUACGGCCAGGGCGCGGGCACGCUCAACAUGGACCGGGGCGAGAGGCUGGGCAUCAAGCCCGAGAGUGUUCAACCUCACAGGCCUACGACAAAUCCAAACACUUCUAAAUUUGCUCAGAAAUACGGAGGUGCUGAGAAGUGUUCCAGAUGUGGGGAUUCUGUGUACGCUGCCGAGAAGAUCAUUGGAGCUGGAAAGCCCUGGCACAAAAACUGCUUCCGAUGUGCCAAGUGUGGGAAGAGUCUUGAGUCAACAACUCUGACUGAGAAAGAAGGUGAAAUCUAUUGUAAAGGAUGCUAUGCGAAAAACUUUGGGCCCAAGGGAUUUGGCUAUGGCCAAGGGGCAGGAGCCCUUGUUCAUGCUCAGUAGAGGCGCAAACCCAGAACCCAGAUCACACACUGAGAAGCUCCACAUAAUCUAGGCACAGAUAAUCUAACACUAAACUGCUGUGAAGUUCUCCCAGUACUUAAGUACUGUAUGUUGCCCUGUACUUGGAUAGGCCAGCUGACUAGUAGGAAGAGAGCACUAUACCUUUUCGCUUUAUUCA